CACGGGAGGGCUGCCAACUGUGCCUCAAGCUAGCUGGGAGAUUGUUUUAUGUCCAACAUGGCAUCAUCUUAAACUACCCUAUUCUCUUAUCUGUCCGUAAGCCAGUUAUCUGUUUAAAUAAGCGUGUUGUUCAUAUUGUUUCCUGGACUUUGACAUGUCUUGGAAGAUAUUCCAAAUAUAAACAGAGGCACAGAAUAAUAUCUAACCUAUAUUAGGAUAUUUACAUACUCUAUUCAGAUGCAAUAUAAUCACCCAUGAAAUUCUCUCUCUCUCUCUCUCUGCCACCCCCUCCCCCACCUUGCGCACAACAUGCUAGGCACACACAUCACACAUACCUACACUCGCACUCUGCACUAGCCUGGAGGUGGAAAUCAACUGAAUUUUGUCUGUUUUGUUUCCUUAAUUUUAUUCUAACACAAACUUGUAGUGGCUAUAGAAGGGCACUUUAAAACAAAUCCAGAUGUAUUUACAUGAUUUAAAACUGGGAUAAUUUGUAAGGGAAGAAUAAUCGUCUUCUCAUUCUGGUUCAUUAUUUUUUUUUACACCAGUAGAUUCAGUCUCAUUUGCCUAUUCUGGGCUCAUCAGAAAAAACCCAUCACAUCAGUGAAGGAGACUGAAGGGGCUGAGGUGUUAAAGGCAGAGCGAGGGGAGGGAGGGUGCUUUCAGAUCUCCUCGGUAGGACAGCAAGGAGACAGGCAACAAGGACUUCAGCAACCGCACACCGAAGAGAGAAGAGUUUCCUUGUUUAUCUAGUCACCAUGAAAACGGUCGUCCAGAUCUUGUGCUUCUUCUUUUUAAUAACUUUUUACAAAUGUGCGGUCAUCACUGGGGCGUGUGAGAGAGAUCUGCAGUGCGGAGCCGGGACGUGCUGCGCUGUCAGCCUGUGGCUUCGCGGGCUCAGGAUGUGCACUCCGCUGGGACAGGAAGGGGACCAAUGCCACCCAUUCAGUCACAAGGUCCCUUUCCUCGGAAAACGCCAACAUCACACCUGCCCGUGUCUGCCAAACUUCAUAUGUGCCAGAUUCCUCGAUGGCCGAUUCCGGUGUUCAGUGGACUUCAAGAACAUAGACUUUUAGCAACAGGAUGGCGCAUCAGAGAGCUUCCCAAAUGGAGAGCCGGGCAGCACUGCUCUCUGAAAUGUGCACCACUCAGAGCCUCUUUUCAUUUCUCUUCACCGUCACCACCACAGUGAGUGGAAAGACAAAAUAAGGGCAGGAGAUUUUCAGAGGCACAAAUAACACUGAGCACUGAUUAAGCACUGUCCUCACUAGAUCUCUCAGCACAUUACUAAAGAGGGAGGUAUCAUUAGACCCAUUUUAUAGAUGGGAAAACUGAAGAACAAGGAGGCAAAGUGACUUACGCAUGGUCACUCAGCAGAUCAGGGGCAGAGCCAGGAAUCGCAUCCAGGGCUCCUGCAUCCAUGUCCAGUGUUUUCACCACUAGCUUGCAUGAACUUGCCUAAUUCCCAUUGAUUUUCAAUGAAUUGGCUGCCUUACGUCCCUUUGAAAAUAUCCCCCAACAGCUUCUGAAAAUGACAGUUUGCAUGUAACAAAAGGGAUGCUGUCACCAAUGCUUCAGACCCAACAUUUAUCUUAUAAAGUAGAGCAAAGGGUUGGGUGUUCCUAGAAAGGGUUUCAGGAUUAAAUAACUCUGGCAAAUUGUGUAACCCUCAUUCUGGGCUUAGUCACACAAAUAGCCCCUGUGCUGUUAUUCCUAUUACAGCCUGGAGAACGUAUGGCCCAGUUACGGGAUGCUGGAAUAAAACUAUAAGAUAGGAGACAGAGGCAGGCUACAUCAGCCACUCUCUGAUUGCUGUAUGGAGUCCACCCCAGAGCUCCACCUUGCAAACGGAGGAGCAAUGUUGGCCUCUGCAAGCCAAAUCCCCCAUCCUUGCUCCUGUUGUAUCUACUGGGACGACUAGACAAGGAAGUACCGACAGGCUUUACAUUGACUUCAGCGGGUGUUUGAAUCAGUCCGUAGGAUGAAUACACACCACUGUAAGGAAAGGUGGGAUUGGUCCUGCCCUGGGCAGGGGCUGGACUUGAUGACUCCUGAGGUCUCUCCAGCUCUAUGGUUCUCUGAAAGGGUUAGCUAGUCACACCCUACGCAGCAGCCACCUAAACUUUUACGUCUGUCAGUCUCGCUGCAGGAGGACAAGUCUAAUUCAAUCUUGCUCACUAAUUUCUGUGGCAUGUUACCUUCAGGAAAGCCCAGCAGUUCAGAGGCAUGUGUUCACUUGCCCUUUCCAAAGGCCUGCUCAAGGCCCUUCUGUGUCAUUUGAUCUUCAUUGGUUUAAUCUGAGCCAUUAAUGGCAAACCGUAGGAUUGUUUCCGGUAAGGUAGAAGCAUUGCUCAAAUUCAGCAUUUAUUUUUGGUAUGGAGACAAAAAACCCAGUUCCCUGGGGACCUAAUGUUCUGCUCAUAAUAUUAUCUAUGUGGGAAACCUCCAUCUGACUGUAU
Molecule: messenger RNA, 2459 nt
Organism: Pelodiscus sinensis (Chinese soft-shelled turtle)
Lineage: Eukaryota; Metazoa; Chordata; Testudines; Trionychidae
Gene: PROK1
Product: prokineticin 1
Biological process (GO): endothelial cell proliferation
Source: RefSeq, a predicted model, not a curated record